Microstroma glucosiphilum is the source of this 1798-nucleotide messenger RNA. RefSeq lists its product as hypothetical. Gene Ontology annotation, cellular component: mitochondrial outer membrane. The record is from RefSeq and is a predicted model, not a curated record. Bases 75 to 1538 code for a protein of 487 amino acids. The transcript has a single exon. Lineage: Eukaryota; Fungi; Basidiomycota; Exobasidiomycetes; Microstromatales; Microstromataceae. Gene Ontology annotation, biological process: protein insertion into mitochondrial outer membrane; mitochondrial outer membrane translocase complex assembly.
CCCCUGGAUACCAUUGUUCACAUUCCCAUCACCAGCCUCGUCAAGGUCAAGAUCAGGCAACUUGUCACCAUACCAUGUCUGACCCGGCGUCUUCAUCGGGCUCAUCGAGCUUACGCCCGCAGCAAGAUGAGGACGAGCAGCAGCAGCAGCAGCAGCAAUCCCCCCAUGAGGUCCCUUCGUCACCUCAUCUACGGCCACGAGCUCAUCGCAGCGCUUCACCCACUGCAUCUUCCAGCACUGCUACUACCUCUUCCACAACCCUAGCCCACACUGAAGGUACCCUCCCAGGUACCUCGCUGUCACCACAAUCGAGCAGCAGCAGCGGCAGCAGCUCAAGAGGCAGUGUCAGCGAGCGGGGGACCGCCUCUCAUAGAGGAGACCUGACUGCCUCUGUCAUCUCCAACCUGGAUCUCAACGAGUACAUGGCCAGUCCGAGCCUCAGAGGGCAGGUGGACGAUGCUGCAUCAUCCAUGGACGAGGCCGAGGUGCUGAAGCUGAGGGAGGGAGUAGCCAAGAGACUGCCGCUAGUGAGAGAGGAUACCAGCACUAGGAGAGCAAUCGAGGAGAUGAAUUCGCCAGGUACAGAGGAGCAGACGUCAUCGACAGUGAUAGGUGACUCAUCGGCGGCACUUCACGGGGGCGACAACCUCCCCCACCAUCCCAUGUUCGAUCGAUUAGAACCUCCUAAUGCAUCGCUAGGAGCGGCUACCUCGUCCUCCUCUUUCUCAAGAGAAUCAUCGGGAGGGGCAGGCCUCACAGCACUACUUACGCCGGACGAGCCGUCUCUUCUCAGUGACUUCACUGAGGCGCAGGAAGCAAAUCAUCGCCAACAUCAGAACCAGCAUCGGUAUCAAUCUAGCGAUGACGGCCAAGAGGAUGACGACAACGGCGCCGCUCAUCAGCCCAAGACGACCUCUGGCACCUCCCACGUGCAGACAGUACCCACUGUCUCUUCGACAGGUAUGCCCCGUCUCAUCCACCGCCAUGCAGACGACCCAACCCUACAAUCUCACUAUGGCUCCCAGGGUGCUCCGCCCAAGGAGCUUCUACCGGAAGGCAGUACCACAGGGCGGCAAGGUGACGAAUCUGAAUCAGAUUCCGAGUCGGAGUCCUCCAGCAUCACGUCCUCCUCGUCACGAGGUGGCAGUCGCACGCACACGCACGCCCCAACGGGCUCUCUCAUCCUGACGGCCCUUUCUCCUUCUUCGCAGAUCAGCUGGGGUCGUCGUCUGGCCAUUCUCUCCUCGAGCUUCUUUGUCAACCUAGGCCUGCCAUUCAUCAAUGGCGUUUGUCUUGGCUUUGGAGAGAUUUUCGCAAGGACACUCGUCGCCCCCCUGGUGCUGGGUAUCGUCAACAGUCGAUGGCCACAAUUGAGCGGUGGUGGAGGUUCGGGAAGUGGCAGUGGCAGUGGCAGUGGACGUGUGACGACGAAUGUUGGUAGGACGCGGGGCGAGAGAGAGGAAUUGCGGAGAGAGACGGGUAGUGGAAGGGGCAUAGGCACGGCCGGAGUCGGGGUGAGGGCUACAUCGUCCUAUUGAGCAAGUAGGAUGUACGUUUAGAUGGGGAAGGCAGCGAUGCAGGCGCAUCUUACACGCUCAGCUCCUCGUAGGACAGAGGUUGCUCGGUCACAAUUUCAUCAUGUCAUCAUCGCUCAAUAUUAGAUAUCAAUGUGUCACAGCUACCUCGCUUGAGCUAUGUUCAUCGUUAUUCUCCACCCCAUAUCGAAGUAUUCACAACCUUUGUUCCUUUUCUUCGCCCCUCUUCUCUUCCUUCGACUCCGUUACUCCUCCUUGACUCC